GUAGAUUAUCUAUUAAGGUCGGGUAUGACACCGAAUGGAAUUUUAGAAUUAAAUGGUUCAUGGCUUUCAUCAUUACAUUAUUUAGCUUCACUGGAAAUAGUCGGACUACAUCCUACUGAUGAGAACAUUUUAACCAAUCCAAUUGAUUUCUUGUUAUCAUCAUCUGGGAAUAUUAUGUGGGCGAUUACAGUUUUAAUACAAUUAGCUAAAGGUUCUUCUAUCAUUCGUCAUGAAAUGUCACCAUUCACAGGAGCUAGAGCUUUUCUACUUGCUGCUUUAAAUAAUCUAGCAUCAAUUAAUCCUAUGGUACCACCUCCGCCGUCAUCAUCUGUUAAUGUUGCACCAACAUCCGGUCAUAUAGUUGGAAAGCAAUCUCGUCCCAGUGAUGCUUUCCAAUGGAUUCAUGCUUCUAUCAAACAUGAAUUACUAUUAGCUGAUUUAUUGGAGUACUUGAAUCCAUCAUCAGUGAAUCAUUUUAGUGGAAAUAACAGUCAUAAUAAUCCAUCACAUUCAAUCUCAAAAUCAACUCUUCAUACUGGACAAGUAUCAUUGAAUGAUUUAAUUAGACGAGUUAAAAUUUGUCUGUGUUAUGCUGCUGGUUUGUCGUCAAAUGCAAAUUCAUUGGAAACAAAAAUGGAAUCUAUGAAUUUGAUUGGUUUAUCUAAUGAAUUGAUUACUGCAGCCAGUUGUUUUCUUUUAAUGGUUAAAGAAUGUGAUUUCUUAUAUCCUAUGUCAAUUGCAUCGAAAUCUUCCAUUUCAUUACCGUCGGGAAAUAUUUCAUUUCGUGUCGCAUGUGCCGGUUCCUUAGACUUAAUUCGUAUUCUCUUACAUUUUCAUGAAGUAUUACAUUCAUCAUCAUCAUCAUCGCAUGAAAGUUCCAAUUCAACAACCACAUCAUCAUCAUCAUCAACAACAACAUCAGCAACAAUCAAUCCGCAUAGAAAUUUUGACAAACAAGAUUUUAAUCAUUUAAAGAAGAAUAUUUUAAGUGCCACCGUUAAAUUGGCUGAUGCGGACCGACUAAAAACUGUGAUCAAUGAAUUUUACGGAUUAAUUAUUCAUGGAUGUUUUGCUUCUGCAUAUAAUAAUUCACUUGAUACACUGAAUACUAAUGUUGUAACAUUAGCUGGAUCUGAACAACAACAACAACAACAGCAGCGAGGUUUUCGAAAUUAUCAUCCAGAUUCAUCAUCAUCAUCUACUCGUUCUGGAAUAAGUUUGCCUAGUUUAUAUAUUAUAGGUGAAAUGUUAGCAACUAUCGAUGAAAUUACCCAAUUAUUGUCUACUAUUGGAUUGAAAUUCCCAAUGGAUAAUAAACGCAGACUAUUCAGCCAUCAUUCAUUGAUCGGAUUACAAUUAUUAGAUUAUUUAAUUAUUAGUUUUGCUCAAAUUACACAUCAACUGUGUGGAAAAUUCAAUUUACACAUUUUAGAACAAUUGGUGAAUUGUUUUAAUUCCUCCAUUCAUCGUGUAGAGAAUAAUAAAAAUGACGAGUCAAUGAGUGAAGAAUCGUCGGCAACCACAGCAAUAGGGACCGCUAGUACCAUCAACACUGCGGAUACAUCUGGCGGCGGCGGCGGCGGUGGUGAUUCACAGUCCACUACAAAAUUACGUACAUCCCGAUGGGAUAAACCGAAAGAUAAUUUAUCCAAUAUGAACAAACACAAUCACACUAAAACUGCUACAACGAACAUUAAUAAUAAACGAUAUCAUUCUGACAAACAUUUAGCUAGUCAUAAAUCGGUGACAGUGUCAUUUUUAGAUAAACAACUAUGGACUUUAGACGUGGAAACAAAUUGUUCAGUCAGUGGUGAAUUGUUAUGUGAUCAUUUGAAUUAUUUAUUAAAUUGUGGCUUAACUGUUCAACCGCAAAGAAUAGAUUGGCUUAUAUUACGUGGGGAAAUAGAGUUUUUCGAGAAAAAUUACCGUCAGGCCUUGUCAACAUAUUUAGAAUUCGGUAGUAUUGUUACGGAUUCGUUCUCAAAGAAUGUUUUAUCAACUUAUUUUACAAAAGAGCUGGUGUUUCGUAUGAUGUGUUGUCUUCAAUAUCUUGGAUUAUUUUAUGAAAGUGUCGUCCUUGCACAAUUCGAUCCAUCAACUGAUGAAUGUCUUGUGGACAAUGUUGUUCAACUUAUUAAUAGUUUAGGUGAAAAUUCUAAUGGUUGGCCAAUAACUCAAAUUGAUACUUUUAGUACUGCAGUUGUAAACCAACAACCAUGUACUUUUGAUAAUAGUACUUCUUUGGAUUGUUUACGUGGAUCUUGUGGCGGUUCACUUCUUCAUAGUACUUUGGAUUGUCCUGAUAGUUUAAUACCUUAUUUAUGGAAUAUUCGUUUACUGUCAGCGCUGGAAUGUUCAGCUUCAAAUCGUGGUGCAUUUUCACAGUCUACCAAAUUUAAAGCUCGAAUCAACAAUCCUGAACUCAAUGCUAAUAACCCAGAUGAAAUAUUAUUGGAAAAUAGAUGUGCCUUAAAUCUUGGAUAUCUUCGUUACUUGUCUAAUGUAUAUUUGAUCUAAUGAGAUUAAUUCUGUGUGUACAUAACAGUUUUCUAUAUUUUUGUACAGUUCUUUAUUAACAUUUUGAUAUUUUAGUACGAUUCUGUAAAUAUCCUGUUUCCAGUUAUUAGAUAUUAGCACUUUAAAUAAUACUAGUGAUGUAUGUCCUCCAUGAAUUGAUCGUUACGUAUACUUACCAAUGGUUUCUUGAUACAUGUCAAUUGCGUGAACAGUUGAAAUUUUCAAAAAUGC
Schistosoma turkestanicum is the source of this 2748-nucleotide messenger RNA. The record is from the annotation of a GenBank genome assembly. Lineage: Eukaryota; Metazoa; Platyhelminthes; Trematoda; Strigeidida; Schistosomatidae.